Olea europaea var. sylvestris is the source of this 558-nucleotide messenger RNA. RefSeq lists its product as uncharacterized. NCBI's taxonomy places the organism in Eukaryota, Viridiplantae, Streptophyta, Magnoliopsida, Lamiales, Oleaceae. The transcript is spliced from 2 exons. Bases 1 to 558 code for a protein of 185 amino acids. The record is from RefSeq and is a predicted model, not a curated record.
AUGCAGCUACCCGAAAUACGUGUUAAGAGACCGGGUGUCAUGAGAGAACUACUUCCUAAAGAGGAAGAAACUAUGGAACAGGACGAACGACCAAAAGAAUCAACUCCAAAGGAAAGUUCGAAGAAUUCACAGGAUAAAGCCAUGGUUAUAGUCAACCCAUACGAGCUUUCAAUUCCAUUUCCCCAGGGGUUGAGGAAACAUAAAAUGGAGCAGCAGUACAAGAAAUUCCUCGAAGUCUUCAAAAAGCUCCACAUCAAUAUCACACUAGCAGAUGCACUAUCCCAAAUGCCCAGCUAUGUAACAGAUGCACUAUCCCAAAUGCCCAGCUAUGCAAAGAAACUCGGCUUGGGAAAGGCUAAAGUGACUACCGUAACACUGCAGUUGGCUGAUAGGUCGCUGACCCACCCAAGGGGAAUAAUAGACGAUGUACUUAUCAAGGUUGAAAAAUUUAUAUUUCCUGCAGAUUUCCUCAUCUUGGACAUGGAGGAAGACAAGGACAUCCCGUUGAUACUCGGCAGACCAUUUUUGGCAACAGGGAGAGCCUUAAUUGAUGUUUAG